GUGCAACUUAAUUGUAUCAAAGAUAUGAAACAAUUAUUUCCUCAAUUUGAUAUGACGAUCAAUAAAGCAGAUGGUGUCUGCACGAAAGUUUCAAGUGAUAAAGAAGUUGUUUUUAUAGAAGUAGCGGGAGGUCCAGAGGUUACUUGUGCAGUAACAAAGCAUGCAAGAGAAGAUACUGAGAAGCUAAUCAAGGAAGCAAUGUUUGGGCUUGUAUCUCUUUUGAGAGAUUAUUUAGACAAAAAUGUGGAGAAUUCAAUGAAUAUAUGCACAUAUAUGAUACAAGUCAUUGGUGAUCGAAUAACUCUAAGUGAACUUUGUCUCAAUAAGAAGCACUCUUAUAUGAUUUCGCAAAUUAAGUCGGCUAUAUUGCCAUUUUCAAUUGACGAGAUAGAAAAGUUCUUGGAGGUCUUCGAAUUACUUUAUGCUCUGAUUAAUAGGCUUGACGACCAAAAAAAAAGGCUAAAGAAGUUGAUGCUUUCCGAUAUUACUGAAGGA
Dentiscutata erythropus is the source of this 495-nucleotide messenger RNA. NCBI's taxonomy places the organism in Eukaryota, Fungi, Glomeromycota, Glomeromycetes, Diversisporales, Gigasporaceae. The record is from the annotation of a GenBank genome assembly.